Messenger RNA from Camelina sativa (false flax), 645 nucleotides. The record is from RefSeq and is a predicted model, not a curated record. NCBI's taxonomy places the organism in Eukaryota, Viridiplantae, Streptophyta, Magnoliopsida, Brassicales, Brassicaceae.
UUUUUUUUUCAAAUUGGAUACGAAGGAAAAGGGGCUAGAGAGAUUAAAGUACUCUGGUCUGUCGAGGGUUUUAGACUUUUGAUUAGGAGCCAAAUCAAAAAACCUCAGUCGAAGCAUAAACUAUUUUUUAGGGUGAUGGCUAUGUUGGUGAGACGAGCUCUGUCGUCGGGUCGAAAUGCGAUUGGGUUUCUCAGAAGAAGCUCCUCCGUUGUUCAAUCUCGCGAUUUCUUCUCCAUGUCUUCUUCUUCUUCUUCUUCUUCACCAAACCGGAUGAUGAUAGGCAGCCGAGAUUCGCAAUUCGAUUUGUCCCAUAUGCCCGAUUUCCUCAGAGAUUCUCGUCGAGGCUUCGCUAAAGGCAAAAAAUCAAAGGACGAUUCAUCGGGGAUGGUGGACGCUUCUCCAGAUAUCGGGCCUAGCGUGAAAGCAGCUGCCUCUUCUCAGAUGGAGGCCGCCAUCGAUGCCUUGUCUCGUGAUUUAACUAAACUCCGUACCGGCAGAGCUGCUCCUGGAAUGCUUGAUCAUAUUGUUGUUGAAACGGGAGGUGUCAAGAUGCCUCUCAAUCACUUGGCUUUGGUCUCUGUCCUCGAUCCUAAGACUUUGUCUAUCAAUCCUUAUGAUCCCGAUGUACCCUUUCCUUUCCUUUCU